AUGGCACCUGCACCAGUGGUCUCCACUUACGAACCAGACCUUGACACUCCCUCACCUGACCUCGACCCUAACACUCAAGUCCCUCUCAACACGAUUCCCAUCUCACCAGCCGGUGUGCAUUCAAGCGACUCUGCAAACGGCACGAAUGGUGUCACGAAAUCCCCAGGAGAGCCGAUUACCGUUCUACACGACAAAGACAACUUCAACGUCAAGCACCCUCUGAUGAAUGAAUGGACACUAUGGUUCACGAAGCCUCCGAGUGGAAAGGGUGAUAAUUGGAAUGAUCUGUUGAAGGAGGUGGUGACAUUCGACAGCGUAGAGGAGUUCUGGGGAAUCUACAACAACAUCACACCUACAUCGGAGCUUGCGUUGAAGAGUGACUACCAUCUCUUCAAACGUGGUGUCCGACCAGAAUGGGAAGAUCCACAGAACAAACACGGAGGGAAGUGGGCAUACCAGUUCAAAGACAAGCGCUCCGCCCCGAUCGACGAGCUCUGGCUCCACGUCAUGCUCUCUGCAAUCGGCGAAACGCUCGAGAAAGAUGAGACAGACGGCGAAGUAAUGGGUGUGGUGGUGAAUGUUCGCAAAGGCUUCUACCGUAUCGGUCUGUGGACGAAAACUGUGGGCAAGGCGGUUCAGAGUGGUGGAGACGGCGACGUCGCAGGCGGUAAAGGACGCAGCCCCGAGAAGAGCAAGGAUAUCCUGAUGGGGGUUGGACGACGAUUCAAAGAGGUCAUGAAUUUGAAAGACGCGGAAACGGUCGAGUUCUCUGGACAUACGGACAGUGCGCAUGCGGGGAGUACGAGGGCGAAGGCAAAGUUCGUCUGUUAA
Molecule: messenger RNA, 831 nt
Organism: Bacidia gigantensis
Lineage: Eukaryota; Fungi; Ascomycota; Lecanoromycetes; Lecanorales; Ramalinaceae
Exons: 6
Coding region: 1-831 (276 amino acids)
Biological process (GO): translational initiation
Cellular component (GO): eukaryotic translation initiation factor 4F complex; cytoplasm
Molecular function (GO): RNA 7-methylguanosine cap binding; translation initiation factor activity
Source: RefSeq, a predicted model, not a curated record